AUGCUUCCUCGACUGCUCCGAUCCCACCAUCCCCUCCACCUGCCCACACCCACGACCAUCCCAGCCCAACCACUCACGAGCCGAUCAGCCAGGAUGUCGACCACAGCCACAGCACCGGGGGUAGUCCUCGCGGUCAAGCCGGACGGGACGGCGGCCCAGCCGACGAGUGCAUCCACCAAGUACCACGCCAUCCUCGGCGAGCACUGGAAGAACGCCGCGGUAAAGGGCAAGCCGCUCGAGACCAAGGUCUUCUUCGGCCCCGAGUCCACCGCCAUCGCUGCCGUCGGCACCGGCAAGAUCGCCGACGGACUCUCCGAGAUCGAGAAGGCCGACAAGACCCGCAAGAUCGUCGGCUCUGGCGCAAAGGCCUUGAAGGAACAUAUCAACCAUACCAGAGAGGUCCUUGUCGACACCGUCUGGAGCUCCCAUGCUGCCGCCGUCGGAGCCACCGUCUCGACCUUUAAUUACAGUCUCAAGACGAAGAAAGAUGCUGUCGAGAAACGGACCCCGAUCACCUACAAGCCGCUGACCGACCAGCCCGCACAACUGUCGAUCGAGAAGGCGAACGGCAAGCUCAUCGGGCUCGACUGGGCAUCCGGCCUCGUCUUCGGCCAGGCCCAGAACCUCGCCCGGGAGCUCAUGGAAAGCCCGGCUAACCUGAUGACCCCGACCCUGUUCUGCGAGAGGAUCACCAAGGAGUUCCAGGGCAUCAAGAACGUUGACAUCCACGUCCACGAUAAAUCUUGGGCCGAGGCCAAAAAGAUGAACUCGUUCCUAUCGGUGGCUCGGGGUACGAACGAGCCAUGCAAGUUUCUAGAGAUCCACUACAAGGGCGCGAGCGGCGGGGCAGGCGGAUUCAAGCCGACGGUGGCGCUUGUCGGCAAAGGGAUCACCUUUGAUUCUGGAGGGAUCUCUAUUAAGGGCGGGGCCGGGAUGAAACUGAUGAGGGCCGAUAUGGGCGGCGCGGCGACGGUGACGAGCGCCGCUUGGGCGAUCGCCAAGUUGGCCAUCCCGAUCGAUAUCCUCAUAUGCACCCCAUUGACAGAAAACAUGCCCAGCGGCCAUGCCACCAAGCCAGGCGACAUCAUCUAUGCCAUGAACGGGAAGAGCAUUGAAGUCGACAACACCGAUGCUGAGGGUCGUUUGGUCUUGGCCGAUGCCCUGUACUACGCCUCGUCCGUCUACAAACCUAAAACUGUCAUCGAUUGUGCCACGCUUACGGGGGCCAUGAUGAUAGCACUAGGCGAGCCGUUCUCGGGAGUUUUCUCGACCUCGGACAACUUAUGGAGCCACUUGGACUCGGCGGGCAAAGCUGAACAUGACCGGUUCUGGCGGAUGCCGUUCGACGACUUCUAUAUGCGACAGAUCGACUCAUCUAAUGCCGAUCUCUGCAACACGGGGGGCCGGACCGCCGGUUCUUGUACUGCCGCGAUCUUCUUGAGAGAGUUCGUGGACGGCUUGGCGUGUAACGCAAAGGAAGGAUCCGAGCAAGCCGAAGAUGCGGUCGAGUAUGCCCACAUCGACAUCGCUGGAGCUAUGGAAUGCACCCUGCCCGACCCGGUCAAUCCGAAAGGACUCACUGGCCGACCCGUCCGCGCUUUGAUCGAAUACAUCCGCCAACAAGCCGCCCUCCAUUGA
Puccinia triticina is the source of this 1638-nucleotide messenger RNA. RefSeq lists its product as uncharacterized. Gene Ontology annotation, molecular function: manganese ion binding; metalloaminopeptidase activity. Lineage: Eukaryota; Fungi; Basidiomycota; Pucciniomycetes; Pucciniales; Pucciniaceae. Gene Ontology annotation, biological process: proteolysis. The transcript has 10 exons. The record is from RefSeq and is a predicted model, not a curated record. Bases 1 to 1638 code for a protein of 545 amino acids. Gene Ontology annotation, cellular component: cytoplasm.